This is a messenger RNA of Soboliphyme baturini, 1704 nucleotides long. The record is from the annotation of a GenBank genome assembly. Lineage: Eukaryota; Metazoa; Nematoda; Enoplea; Dioctophymatida; Soboliphymatidae.
AUGACGCGCUUCACCAUCACACCUCUGCUGCCUCCCAAUUUUCGAAGACUGCUGCAAAGAAGAGCCGCCAUGAAACGGAAGGCUGAUGACCAGCAUCAGGACAUGGUGAUCGACCCAAAGCAACAGCGUCAGACCGGUAAGAAAAAGAUGGAGAUGGUGCCACCAGCAGAGUGUAGCCAGGAAGCACCUUCGCAAAAUCAUAUGGACAAUGACUCGUCCUCCUGCGAAUCGAAAGUUGACAUCAAACUUUCACAUAAUGAAGCGCAUCCUGAAGACUCUGAAAGGAACGAUAAGUUGCCCAAAAACAUUCAUCUGAACAAAGACAUUCAACAAGUGCUUUCUCAAAAUCGAAGUAGUAUUCUCGCUGACCCAAAAUUAAUUGACUUCGACUCAAGCAUCCAACACAAGCAAUAUUCCGUACCCCCUGAAGAGGGCAUAGCCAUACCAAAACAGCCAUUUCCGGCACACAGAGCUUACAAAAUGACUCAGACAAGUCAAGAGAACAUCGCACAUGGCUCCUCAUUUUGUAACGUGAAAUUGGAUAUCAGUUUCGAGUCUUGCGCAACCCGUGAAUCUACCCCCGAAAGGCAACUGCAGCAAAUGGUUUCCAAAAGCAACAUCGUCAAUGACAUAUCAUUUUUCGGCUUUAUUCCUGACGUCAUACCUGAGCCUUCCGAAGUAUCUGUGGAAAUUUGCAACUCGCCGAUGAAGGUCAGUCCGGUGCCGUGUACUCAGCAAGUGACUGAUAAAGUGCGGAACAACUUUGCUAAUGAGUUGUCGUUUUAUGGCUCUAACCAAGAUACCUUACUUGAUCCUUGCACUCUGCCUGUUGAGUUAAGCGCUGAGGCGUGCAAUGAGUUUUUCUCGGAAGAAAAUGCGCAACAAGUGACUUCCGAAAAAAACAUCUUCAACGACAAAUCUCUGUUCCAACUUUCGCCUAGUGUCUUAUCCGAGCCUUGUGAUGUGUCUGCAGAAUCAAGCACUGUAAUGCUUAAAGAAUUUUUUCCGGAAAGAAAUGUGCAACAAAUGAUGUCGAAAAACAACGUCGUCAACGAUACAUCGUUUUUUGACUUUCUGUCUGAUAUCAUACCUGAUCCUUGCGAUACGUCUGCCGAAAUUUUCAACACGUCAACGAUGACUAUUCCGGCGCAGUAUACUCAGAGAUUAACCGAUCAAGUACAAAACAGUUAUGUUGACGACUCAUUUUUUACCUCAAAUUCUGAUAUCCCAUUUGAUCAGGGCAAUCCGCUUCCUGAAUCAGUCGUUGAGUUGACUAAUGAGUUUUUUCCGGAAAAUAAUCUGCAACAAGUAAUGUCGAAUAACAACGUCGUCAACGACACACCGUUCUUUGACUUUCCGCUUGGCAUCAUGCCUGAGUCUUGUGAAGUGUCUGCAGAAGAUCGGAAUAUCUUACAGCAGAUUAUUCCGAAACAAUGCACUCAGCAAAUGACUGAUCGAACGCAAAGCAGUUUUGUUACUGACACGUCGCUUCUUGCCGCAAAUCCUGGUAUAACAUUUGAUCGUUGUACUCUGUUUCCAGAAUCAGAUGGAAAUUUGUUCGAAGAGUCCUAUCUCAAAGAAUCAACUCAACAAUUCAGCACGCAACAGCAAAGCAGUCCAUCGAAUGGCUCGUCGUUCUUCAGUUCCGUGACUGAUGUGGAGGAGGACAUUCACAAGGUGCCUCAGGAAGCGAGUCUGCUAUGA